Arvicanthis niloticus (Nile rat) is the source of this 537-nucleotide messenger RNA. It is a transcript of the gene Lcn9, whose product is annotated as lipocalin 9. The record is from RefSeq and is a predicted model, not a curated record. NCBI's taxonomy places the organism in Eukaryota, Metazoa, Chordata, Mammalia, Rodentia, Muridae. Gene Ontology annotation, molecular function: small molecule binding.
AUGGUAUUACUACUAGUGUUGGGCCUGGCGCUGAGCCUGGCCACUGCACAGUUCAACCUGCAGAUUGCCGUGCGGAGAAACUACAACCUGGCCAGGAUCUCUGGGACCUGGCACCUUGAGUCCAUGGCCUCAGAUAACAUGACGCGCAUUGAAGACAACGGAGACCUGAGACUUUUCAUCCGGAAUAUCAAGCUCUUAAGGAAUGGCAGCCUGCAGUUUGACUUCCACUUCAUGGUGCAAGGAGAGUGUGUAGCUGUGACCAUGGUCUGUGAGAAGACUGAGAAUAAUGGGGAAUUCUCCGUUGCCUAUGAGGGGGAAAACAAGGUGCUGCUCUUGGAGACUGACUACAGAAUGUAUAUCAUCUUCUACAUGCGGAACAUCAAGAAUGGGACCGAGACCCAAGUGCUGGCACUCUAUGGGCGCAUCACACAGCUUGGCAAGACUUACCAGAAAGAAUUUGAAAACAUCUGUAAACUGUAUGGGCUGGACUCACAAAAUAUCAUCGACAUGACAAAGAAAGAUUUUUGCUUUUUAUAG